Molecule: messenger RNA, 2173 nt
Organism: Drosophila miranda
Lineage: Eukaryota; Metazoa; Arthropoda; Insecta; Diptera; Drosophilidae
Product: endophilin-B1-like
Exons: 6
Coding region: 133-1311 (392 amino acids)
Biological process (GO): membrane organization
Cellular component (GO): membrane; cytoplasm
Molecular function (GO): protein binding
Source: RefSeq, a predicted model, not a curated record
GGGUCGUACGGUAUAUUUUAACGAUAAAUCCGCUGUGGGAAGAGCUUGCAAAAUAAAUACAAACAAAUCUAAGAAAGAAAUAAAAUUAUUUAAUAACCGUUAGUGGCUGGAAGGAAGAACAACAACUCUACAAUGAACAUAAAUCUGCCCCAUUUUAACAUGAAGAACCUGGUCAAGGAAGCAGGCAGCACAAUAUCGCGUGUGGUGCAGCUGCCGGAGGAGAAGCUUGGCACCACCGAACGCACCGAAUACGACUUGCACUUUCAAAAUCUCGCCGAACGUGCCGAUGUGACCAAGGCAUGGACAGAAAAGCUCGUCAAGGACACAGAAUCGGUGCUGAUACCGAAUCCACAGAACCGUGUCGAGGAUUACAUAUUCGAAAAGAUCGACAAGUCAAAACCCAAACGAGUAAGCAACCUGGAACACCUGGCCCUGGACAUGAUUGAGGCCGGCGGGGACUUCGGACAGGAUUUGCCCUACGGUCAGGCCCUCAUCAAGGUCGGACAGGCUGAGCAGAAACUGGGCCAGUGCGAGCACGAUUUCAUUGCCACCUCGGGCAUUUGUUUUACGCAACCGUUGCGCAAAUUCUUGGAGGGCGAGAUGAAGACGAUUAGCAAAGAGCGCGGCAUUCUCGAUUCGAAGCGCUUGGAUCUGGACGCCUGCAAGAACCGGAUGAAGAAGGCGCGCAGCAUGCUAGGCCAACAGUCGAAAGAUGGCAUCUCGCCAGAGGCUGCCUUGGAACAGGCGGAGCGCGACCUGCGCGUGGCCCAGGCGGAGUUCGACCGCCAGUCGGGAAUAACCAAGUUGCUGCUGGACGGUAUUAGCACAUCGCAGGCCUCCCACCUGCGCCAUCUGCACGCCUUCAUCCAGACCCAGGUGCGCUAUUACAAGCAGUGCGGCGAUGUCAUGGAACAGCUGCAGCGGGAGCUGGCCAACUUGGGAGGCCCGACACCAUAUAUACCGCUCGAUCUGAGCAACGCCAGUGCCAACAAAUCUAGCGCAACUGGCGGACCGUCGCCGUCUCGUGGUCCGGGCAACAAUAACAGCAGCAGUCAGGCUCCAUCCGCUCACAGGCCGACCAAUCAGCCCAUGCAUGUCAACACGGAUCAAAUGCAACGGGCUCGUGUCCUCUGCUCCUAUGACGCCAAGGAUCACACUGAGCUCAAUAUAAAUGCGAACGAUGUCAUAUUUGUCACCGAGUGCUCGCCCGUGAACGAAGACUAUAUGUACGCCAAGCAGGGCCUCAUGAAGGGACUCGUUCCGCGGUCCUUUGUCGAAAUGCUCGAUGAGGAGCACGACGUCACCCUCUAAGUAAACGCGCGCAAUAUAAUGCAAUAAUCUCAACCAAAUACUCGUAUGUUGGACAGAAGAUGGAAAGGAGAGAAGUCAAAAUUAAAACUCCAUGUUACGGCUCCGAAAUACUCACACGUAUAUGGGAAUGGAUUUGAAUUGGAAUGGCAAUUGGACAAUUAUAAAAUGCAGCCAAAAGGCAUUUGGCACUAGCAAGAGAGUACAAUAAUUUAUCAGAAUAUAGUUAUAUACAAAGCAUAUACAUACAUACAUGCAUGCAUGAACAUAGUAUUAUAUAUAGAGCAUUCCCUUGUUUAGGCCACGUUUACCCCCAUCUCAUCCUUGUCCUCCCACAUAUCCACGCCAUUUGCACAGCACAGCCACACGCGUCAAGCAAUAAUCGAAAAAUAUAGCAUGCGCGUAUUCAGCUGCCUGAAUCGAUUACUAUUUUAACAAUUACUAUAAACUGAAUACUUGGAACGAUUCUCAACUUUAUUAUGUAUUAUGUGUUAUGUUUGUCUCUACCGCAGUUAACAAACGAAAUUCACUGUGCUUUAAACUAUGGAUAUUCUAUAAUUAUAUAUAUGUACCUAUGAGAUUGUUAAUCCUAUUAUCUACGUAUUGCAUUAUCCGCAAGUGUUUCCCAUUUAAGCUAAUUAGUAUUUAAUACAAAAUGAUUAAUUACUUACUCAUUCCUGCUGCAAUUUAUUACAUGUUUAAAAAAAAACGCAAACCCUUUGGUGCAAUUUUCAAAAGUCAAUUAUUAUGAAUGUUGCCUCUCAAAUCUAAGAGAAUCUACCAAAAAAAAAAAGAAACACCAAUUAGCGCUUAAUUAAUGCAAAUAAACUGAAAAAUGCCAAGGCAGAUCGUACAAUACAACAAA